GGACCCGACGCCCGAACCGAAGUCGCCGCUCGGCCCACGCGCGACUAACGAGGGAAAGAGAAGGCGAUACCGACGCAGAUACAGGCUGAUGUGUCCUCGGUUUUCAUCGCUCAUUCAUUUAGUUGAACAGUUCGUUGUGUUGUGUAUAAGCGACACAGGCGUUGUCGCAGCUCUCUCGCCGGCUCGCCGUCACAACUUUACAAACAUUGUUUUGAAAAUCGAGUCUACAAACAGUGCAAGUAUCGAACGUUUUAAUAAAUAGAACAGUGAUUUAGAUUACGUGAACAUGUGUACUACGGCGAUUAGAAAUAAACCAUUGGGGCUAAAACUGAGAGUGACUCAUGUUUUAAGACUUGUAUUAGCUAAAGUAGCAAGAUUCUUCUUUAGCUUAUACUAUGGUACUGAGGGAGAGAAGAUUCCGCCGAUCCACGAUGAUAUUCUGAAGCAGCCGGCUGUUGAAGUUGCAAAGAAGAUAAGGAACAAAGAGAUAACAAGCGUGGAAGUUCUAGAAGCGUGCAUCAGGCGAAUAAAAGAUGUUAAUUCAGCACUUAACUGCUUUGUGGAAGACCGAUUCGAAUUGGCUCUCAAGGAGGCACGAGAGGCCGAUGACCUCGUCCGGAGCGGGACCAAGACGCCAGCUGAACUCGAGGAAGAACGACCAUUCCUGGGCGUUCCGUUUACGACAAAAGACUGUAUUGCCGUUAAAGGUUUACAUCACACUGCAGGGGUAGUACUUCGUAGAGAUGUUAUUGCAGAGGAGGAUAGUGACGUCAUCAGGCUACUGCGACAAAAAGGAGCCAUCAUCAUUGGAUUGACUAAUGUCCCUGAAUUUUGCAUGUGGUGGGAAACUCACAAUCAUAUCCAUGGGAGGACUAACAACCCUUACAACACUACAAGGAUCGUAGGAGGCUCGUCUGGUGGCGAGGGAUGUUGCCAAGCCGCUGGUGGAAGCAUCUUUGGAAUAGGUUCUGACAUCGGUGGAUCGAUACGAAUGCCGGCUUACUUCAAUGGAAUCUUCGGUCACAAGCCAUCACGUAACAUAGUGUCAAACGAAGGACAGUACCCAGUCCCGGAGUCGGAGUUAUUGGAUUCAUUCUUAGGUAUCGGGCCAAUGACCAAACACGCCGUGGAUUUGAAACCAAUUCUCAAGAUCAUAUCAGGGGACAAUUCUAAGAAACUCGAACUAGACAAACCAGUCGACUUAACAAAACUGAAGUAUUUCUACCAAUUCAGCAACAAUGCACCCAUAGUUGAUGAAGUAGACCCAGAAAUCAAGGCGGCUAUGAAGAAGGUCACAGAAUUUUUGAAAAGGCAAUACCAAAUCGAUGCUGAAGAGAAAAACAUUCCAAUGCUGCGUAAAUCAAUGCCUAUUUGGUUAACUACAAUGAAGGGAAAGAAAAGGUUUGGCGAGUACAUCAUGAAGAAUGAUAGUAUUGGGGGAAUUUGUUGGGAAAUCGUGAAACAUUUCUUUGGCCUGUCUGGAAACACUCUCAUCGCGCUGUUCACAUCUCUAGUCGAUCACAGUGGUGUGGAAGUCGGUAGUGAGAAGUACAACGAGUACCUAAAACUUCGCGAGAACCUCGAGGCUAUCUUCAGUACCAUGCUAGGAGAAAACGGUGUCUUCCUGUUCCCUUCGCAUCCAACUCCAGCCCCCUAUCACAACGAGCCUCUAGUCCGACCGUUGAACUUCUGCUACACUGCGAUUAUUAACUGUUUAGGCUUACCAGCUACUACAAUACCACUAGGACUAAGCAGGGAAGGUUUACCGAUCGGAAUUCAAGUGGUAGCCAAUCACAACCAGGACAGGUUAUGUUUAGCAGUAGCUGAAGAAUUAGAUAAAGCCUUCGGCGGUUGGGUUGAACCCCAAAAAGCAUAAAAAAGUAUCUUCUAAAUCAUUAAUUUUGUAUCUAUUAUAUGAGUAUGUGUCACAAUAUUUUUGUACUUUUAACAUAUUACAAGAAUUGCUUGAAUAUCGAAUUUAUGAGAAAUAUUGACAAUGAUACUUCAAUAUUUUUAUAACAUAAUUUAUUGUGCAAUAUUUUAAUGAUCUAUUUACCUUGAAAGUUAGCAUAGCUGCUUCGGGACUAUUUAGAAUGUUUAUUGAUGUCGCGUAAUUUAUGUAAAAUAGAUUAUAGAUAUACAAUGCGUACAUACACAAUGGUACAUCACAAUGUAUAGGUACAUAGUAAACAUGGAUUAGGGCGAUUUUAAAUCAGAAUAAUAAAAGCUUUUUUCAUAAAA
Molecule: messenger RNA, 2241 nt
Organism: Trichoplusia ni (cabbage looper)
Lineage: Eukaryota; Metazoa; Arthropoda; Insecta; Lepidoptera; Noctuidae
Product: fatty-acid amide hydrolase 2-B
Exons: 6
Coding region: 287-1876 (529 amino acids)
Source: RefSeq, a predicted model, not a curated record